This is a messenger RNA of Glossina fuscipes, 532 nucleotides long. RefSeq names its product dynein light chain roadblock-type 2-like. Gene Ontology annotation, molecular function: dynein intermediate chain binding. Gene Ontology annotation, biological process: microtubule-based movement. The record is from RefSeq and is a predicted model, not a curated record. Bases 4 to 297 code for a protein of 97 amino acids. The transcript is spliced from 2 exons. NCBI's taxonomy places the organism in Eukaryota, Metazoa, Arthropoda, Insecta, Diptera, Glossinidae. Gene Ontology annotation, cellular component: centrosome; cytoplasmic dynein complex; cytoplasm.
AUUAUGUCGCAAGAAGUCGAGGAAACUUUAAAGCGCAUACAAUCUCAUAAAGGCGUUGUCGGGACUAUUGUGGUCAACAAAGAAGGCAUUCCAGUUAAAUCUACCCUAGAUAAUACCACAACAGUUCAAUAUGCUGAUCUUAUGAGUCAAUUGACCGAUAAAGCACGCAGUGUGGUGCGUGAUUUAGAUCCAUCUAACAAUUUGACAUUUUUACGAGUACGCUCGAAGAAACAUGAGAUUAUGAUGGCACCUAACAGAGAUUUUAUUUUGGUUGUGAUACAAAACCCAACCGACUAAUUUCUCUUAGAUCAUUCUCUUAUUGUCCCUCAAUUGCUAGCUAAGAGAAUUAAAUUAGAAAUCAAACCAUGUAAUUGGAAAAAUCAUUAAUAAUGAGAUACAUUUAGAUACAUUUAUGAAUACAGACGUAUACUACUUGCAUUCUAUUAAUGAAAGAGCAUAACAACGAUUUGCUCAACCACUGUAUACAGAUGGCAAGAAAUGUUUCAUCCCAAUCAUCUUGUGAAACCUGAUA